Penicillium soppii is the source of this 690-nucleotide messenger RNA. Its product is annotated as RNA methyltransferase. The record is from RefSeq and is a predicted model, not a curated record. Bases 1 to 690 code for a protein of 229 amino acids. Gene Ontology annotation, molecular function: RNA cap trimethylguanosine synthase activity. NCBI's taxonomy places the organism in Eukaryota, Fungi, Ascomycota, Eurotiomycetes, Eurotiales, Aspergillaceae. Gene Ontology annotation, cellular component: nucleus. Gene Ontology annotation, biological process: 7-methylguanosine RNA capping; 7-methylguanosine cap hypermethylation. The transcript is spliced from 4 exons.
AUGGCAGAAGAAGAAGAAGCUCCUCCUGAGGUGCACCAUUAUAGCAGUCUUCAAGAAGUCCCUUGGGACAUCCAAAAUUACUGGGCACAACGCUAUCGGAUCUUUUCCAAGUACGACGAUGGAGUAUGGUUGACCGAUGAUGCUUGGUUCGGCGUCACGCCAGAACCAAUGGCCGAGUCAGCACCCGCUGGACGCAGUAUUCUAGUGGAUGCCUUCGCUGGCGCAGGUGGAAACACGAUCGCAUUCGCAUUGACCGGAAAAUGGCGACGAAUCUAUGCAAUUGAAAAGAACCCUGCUGUGCUAAAAUGUGCAAAGCAUAAUGCCAAAAUCUACGGCGUUGAGGACAAGAUUACUUGGUUUGAGGGUGACUGCUUUGAGAUCCUCAAAAACCAAUUAAAAGACCUGGCACCUUAUGCAGUAGUAUUUGCUAGUCCACCAUGGGGAGGCCCGGGAUAUCGCUCAGAUCAGGUAUUCAACCUGAAGACUAUGGAACCAUACUCACUCCAAAGGUUGUAUGAUGAAUAUUCAGUAUUCAGUAAACACAUGGUUCUCUUCAUACCAAGAACAUCAGACCUAAAACAAAUGGCAAAACUGGUACCUGAGGGUGAACAGGCUAUGGUGAUUCACUAUUGUAUGGAGGGAGCAAGCAAAGCAUUGUGUAUUUUCUAUGGGGACUUCAAUGUGACAUGA